Molecule: messenger RNA, 3836 nt
Organism: Thamnophis sirtalis
Lineage: Eukaryota; Metazoa; Chordata; Lepidosauria; Squamata; Natricidae
Gene: MARVELD2
Product: MARVEL domain containing 2
Biological process (GO): bicellular tight junction assembly
Cellular component (GO): apical plasma membrane; cytoplasmic vesicle; bicellular tight junction
Source: RefSeq, a predicted model, not a curated record
CCGAAAGUAACGCCUCCGGGAAAGGGAGACGGAAACGGGAUUGUCUUUCUGGCCGUUGCGCCUCCGUCCGUAGCGGGAUAUAUUUCUGCCCGCCCUUUUUGUCUGAAAGAGGGAAGAGGUCACAAAUGUCUUCAAGGAAUACAUCACUGGAGCACAAAAGUGGGAAGGAAAGUCGUUCUGUCCAUUAUGAUAAAGCAUAUGUGGAUUCCCCAGAAGAUGCUGAGGAGAUAUUAAAUUUGGAAUCGUUGCCACCGCCUCUUCCAUUACAGCCACCAUUUGGACCUGAAUUUUAUCCAAGCGAGGAUGAAGAGUUGGCUGAAAUCCCUGAUCUCAAACCAGUGAGAAAAUUCAUUCCUGAUUCAUGGAAAAACUUCUUCAAAGGAAAACGAAGUGAUCCAGAAUGGAAUAAGCCAGUAUCUGCCAUUUCAGAUGGAACGCAAUGUUCUCCCCCAUCAUCUCCAACACUUACUCCAGUGAAAGCAGACCAUACUUCAACACCAAGUUCUUAUCAAGAUCCAUAUGGAGGAUCAGGAGGGACUUACAAUUCACGAAAAGAAGCUGAAGGUAUUCUCCCUGCAGAUCCAUAUGGCUCUCUGGGAAGGCACACUCAGGCUCUGACAUACAGUGAGAAAGUAGAAGCUUUUAACCUGAGAUAUUCCUACAUGAAAUCUUGGGCAGGAUUGCUUAGAAUCUUGGCUGUUGUUGAACUGCUCUUAGGUGCAGCUGUAUUUGCCUGUAUCACAGCUUACAUUCACAAAGACAAUGAGUGGUACAACAUGUAUGGCUUUUCACAACCAUAUGGCUAUGGUGCAAACAGCAUGUAUGGUGGUUAUUAUUACAGUGGACCCAAAACUGCUUUUGUUCUUGUUGUAGCAGCACUUGUUUGGAUAGUGACUAUCAUACUUCUAGUUCUUGGUAUGUCAAUGUACUACAGAACUAUUCUUCUGGAUUCCCACUGGUGGCCUUUAACUGAAUUUGGAAUCAAUGUGGCCUUGUUUAUUUUAUAUAUGUCAGCUGCUAUUGUCUAUGUAAAUGAUGCAAACAGAGGAGGACUUUGCUCAUAUUCAUUAUUUAAUACACCAUUGAAUGCUGCUUUUUGCCGUAUAGAAGGUGGACAGACAGCAGGAAUUAUUUUUUUGUUUGUAACGAUGAUUAUAUAUCUCAUCAGUGCAAUAGUUUGCCUAAAAUUAUGGAGACAUGAAGCUGCACGCAGACACAGAGAGUUCAUGGAAGAGCGGAUGAAUUCACAAUCAUUUGCACCAAAGAGAAUGUAUGAAGAUCAUGAAAAUGACACAUCCAAAGUAGCAAUAAAGACACUGAAGGUUACAGAAAUGAAGCCUGAAGUACUUAAUGGCCAUAUACCAGCAGGACAUAUUCCUAAACCAAUAGUGAUGCCAGAUUACUUGGCAAAAUACCCAGCAAUUCAGACAAAUGAGGAAAGAGACCGUUAUAAAGCUGUAUUUAAUGAUCAGUUUUCUGAAUAUAAAGAACUGUCUUCCGAAGUUCAUGCAGUUUUGAAGAAAUUUGAUGAGUUAGAUGCACUUAUGAGGAAGCUUCCUCAGCAUCCUGGAAACACUCUGGAACACGAUAGAAUCGCCAAUGUUCUCCAACAGUAUAAAAAGAAAAAGAAUGAUCCCACAUUUCAGGAGAAGAAAGAACGAUGUGAAUAUCUAAAGAACAAACUUUCUCACAUAAAACAACGAAUUCAGGAAUAUGACAAAAUUAUCAAUUGGAAUACUUAGAAUGACUUUAAUUUUACCAACAAGAUUUGUUGAUCAUUUUAAAAUAUUUAUUGCCAUUAUUGUACAUUUUUCUUGUAAAAUUAGUAACUAAAAUCUAGGUUGUAUAAUGCAAACUAAGGAAAUUUUUUUCUACUGUAAGCUGAAAAACGUUCUCAUAAUGUAGUUAAACCAUGUCUACUGUUGAUAAUCCUAUUCUAAAAUAACAGACAAAAUUAGUAUCUUUUACUUUUUAAAUUCAAAAUAUUUGUAUUUCUGUCACUGAGAUAUUUUCCUAAAUAUGAAUAUGCUGUAAACGGGUAUGACUUAAGUAUGACUUAAUUCCAUGUGUAGCUCAGUUCCAUGAAAUGCAGUUUUUCAAAAAUCCAUAUGUAUUACAAAUUGCUUUAUAUGCUAGGGUGCCACUUAACCAUUUAUGUGUAAUGACCUACUUGGAAGGACAAGGAACCAGAGUCUAGCCAUCUCCUCCUUUGGCAGGCAGGAACUUGGAUUCAGGUUCUACAGAACCCAAAACAUGUGUUUGGUGAUCUCAUCGCUAGGAACAUCAGUUCUUAAUUCCCUUUUAGCAAUUCCUAAUGAAGUGUUGCAUAGUUUGUGUUAAGGAGAAAUAUUCACAUGCAUGAAACAUUGGAUUGAGCUCUAUAUUGCAUAGGUGAUUAACCAUUUUUUAAUAUACAUCUUUAUAUGAACUAAUAAAUGUUUUACUUAUAUAACAAAGUUAUGUUUUUAUAUAGGACAAUCAUCUUGUUCAGCAAUUUCCAUUGGAUCGCCAUUCAUUUUAAAAUUAAAUAAUUUUGAAAGUUUAAUAUUUGUAAAUCUUGACAUUCUAAGCAAAAAUUGGAGUUGUAUUUUUGUGACCUGUAUUUAUUUUGCAACAAAAUAGGUAUAUGAGAUUCCAUCUGACAGGCUAUGGCAUUUGAAAACAUCACAAUUAUGCAAAGUACAACCUUUUUGUAGGAGGGGUAGUUACCUUCAUGUUUUCUUGUUGGAUCAUAUGGAUGUGGAAACAAAAGUUCUGGGAUUAGUAUCAUUCUUUUAAAAUAGAUUCUGAUGGAUAAAGGGACCUAAAUCUUAAGUAUUUAGAUACAUGUCAUUUUAUUUGAAAAUCUCUCACAAAUUUAUUUUAUAGGUAAUGUAUUUUGAGCAUACAAGUACAACCUUUCUCAGAGAAAGUUAUUAGCUUUGUUUGGGGAAAUAUCAUGAGGAAAGUAUGAUAAAAGAGAAUGUAAAUACUAUCAAAGAAAAGCAGCAUUCAACUAAAAUAUUUUCAGACUGAAACUGAAUCUUACUGUCCUGCUGAAAGACAGCAAUAUAUGUAGGUAUGUAGGUAUGUAGGUAUGUAUGUUUGUAUACAUACAUAUAUAUAUAUAUUUGAAUUGUCAACUAAUUUCACCUCUUAAAUUCAGAUUGCAGGAGUGAUUUAUAGCUGACUUUUUCUAAACAACUUAAAAUGUUGAUUGGAAUGGCAGGUGCAGAAAAAUUAUUCAGGGCAUUAAAUAGCAUAGUUGUUUAAUACAGCUCUUGGAAAAUAGAAAUUCCAAUUCACUUAUCUUUUUAUAAGUGAGGUGGGAAUUUCAUAUAUCUUUCUACAUUUCUAUUUUGUAUCAUAUCACAUUUUUUACAGAAGAAUCUUAGCACAUUGUAGUGAAUUUCUAUAACUUUAAAACAAUCUCCUUUUAGCAUAUGAUUUUUUUAUUAAAAUUUAAACAAGAAGGUAAAAACUAACAAAUACAGAGCAAGGAAGAAAAAAAUAAAGCAAAAAAUUCAAGAAAAGAAAAGUUAAAGAAACAAAAGGAAAAAGAUAAUUUUCAAAAAAACAUGCACUACAGUGCAAGUCACUUUCCUCUGGUUUCUUUAUAGUAUUAAGUUAUAACGAACCUUCUGAAAUACUGAACUGUAUAUUUUCAUAAAAUAAUGAAUAAAACAUAUACUAGACAAUCCAUGAUCUGUUGUGUCAUCUUUUCAGACAUAUUUACUUACCUACUAUUUGUGCCCCCUCACAAAUCCUCCCUGAUCCAAGUCAUUUCGCUCUCACACAUCUAUUUGCAGGAAACCUAACAAGGCUCUCUCACAUACUCUUAUUCCCUUGUGCACUCU